Messenger RNA from Pochonia chlamydosporia 170, 1269 nucleotides. RefSeq names its product RNP domain-containing protein. Gene Ontology annotation, cellular component: nucleus; cytoplasm. The coding region runs from base 1 to 1269 and encodes 422 amino acids. The record is from RefSeq and is a predicted model, not a curated record. The transcript is spliced from 8 exons. Gene Ontology annotation, molecular function: mRNA binding. NCBI's taxonomy places the organism in Eukaryota, Fungi, Ascomycota, Sordariomycetes, Hypocreales, Clavicipitaceae.
AUGACUGGAACAGGCGCCCCUAGCGGAGGAUCUAGCGCAGGUUACGGCGGACAGGCACCGCAUCGAUCGUACGAAGAGCGAGCCGCGGCAAGAGAGCAAAUGAUGAGCAACAUUCGAGAGACCUCACAGCAAGACCGCCGCGUCUAUGUUGGCAAUCUUUCAUACGAUGUGAAGUGGCAUCAUCUGAAAGAUUUUAUGAGACAGGCUGGAGAAGUCCUCUUCGCUGAUGUGCUUCUUCUCCCCAAUGGAAUGUCGAAGGGAUGCGGAAUUGUGGAAUAUGCAACGAGAGAACAGGCUCAGCAAGCCGUUGCUCAGCUUAGCAACCAGAACUUGAUGGGACGACUGGUCUAUGUUCGAGAGGACCGUGAGGCCGAGCCACGAUUUAUCGGUGCCACCGGAGGCAACCGCGGCGGGUUUAGCGGAGGCAUGUCUGGCGGCUUUAACAAUCAAGGCGGAUACAGUGGCCCUCCUGGCGCAGGUGGUCGACAGAUCUACGUAGCUAACCUUCCGUUCAACAUUGGGUGGCAGGACCUGAAAGAUCUGUUCCGACAGGCUGCUCGUGUUGGUGGGGUUAUUCGUGCCGAUGUUCAUAUUGGUCCCGAUGGCCGUCCCAAGGGCUCUGGUAUUGUUGUGUUCGAGAACCCUGAUGACGCCCGAAAUGCUAUUCAGCAGUUCAACGGGUAUGAUUGGCAAGGUCGAAUGCUUGAGGUCAGGGAAGAUCGAUAUGCUGGCUCCGGGGGAAUGGGCUUCUCUGGUCGAGGCGGCUACGGCGGCGGUAUGAGAGGCGGUUUCAGUGGUGGAUUUGGCCGUGGAGGCUAUGGUGGAGGCCGAGGCGGCUUCGGAUUCAGCGGUCGUGGUGGGUUUUCUGCCGGUGGUGGUGGUGGGAACUUCGAUGCCUCAUCCGCCGCCGCCGUGCCUCCGAACCCAUUCACAGACGGUGCCACCGCUGGGACUGAAAAGGGCGAGACAAUUUACGUCCGUAAUCUUCCAUGGUCUACGAGUAAUGAUGACUUGGUUGACUUAUUCACUACGAUUGGCAAGGUUGAGCAGGCCGAAAUACAAUAUGAGCCUAGUGGUCGAUCCAGGGGCUCUGGUGUCGUUCGUUUCGAUACCGCAGACACUGCCGAGACUGCGAUAGCUAAAUUCCAGGGCUACCAGUACGGUGGCCGCCCUCUCAACCUGAGCUUCGUCAAGUAUCUGAAUCAGCCUGGCGGCGAGAGCAUGGAAACAGACACCCAUGCUGGGCUGACACAGGACCAGAUCAUGUAA